AUGGCGGAGGAGGUAUGGGUAGGCACCUGGAGGCCCCACCGCCCCCGGGGACCCAUCAUGGCGCUCUACAGCAGCCCAGGACCCAAGUACCUGAUCCCACCGACCACAGGCUUCAUGAAGCACACCCCCACCAAGCUGCGUGCGCCGGCCUACAGCUUCCGGGGGGCCCCCCUGCUCCUGGCGGAGAACUGCUCCCCGGGACCUCGCUACAGCGUGAACCCCAAGAUACUGAGGACGGGCAAGGACCUUGGCCCCGCCUACUCCAUCCUGGGGCGCUACCACACCAAGGCCACACUGACCCCAGGCCCCGGCGAUUACUUCCCAGAGAAAUCUACCAAGCAUGUGUUCGACUCGGCGCCCAGCCACUCCAUCUCAGCCCGGACAAGGACGUUCAGGGUGGACAGCACCCCAGGCCCCGCAGCAUACGCGCUGCCCAUGGUGAUGGGCCCACACACGGUGGGCAAGACAUCCCAGCCCUCUUUCUCCAUCAAGGGCCGAAGCAAGCUGGGCAGCUUCAGUGACGACCUGCACAAGACCCCAGGUCCUGCUGCCUAUCGCCAGACUGACGUGCAGCUGACCAAGUGGAAGGCCCCGCAGUAUACCAUGGCUGCCCGUGUGGAGCCUCCAGGGGACAAGACUCUCAAGCCAGGACCAGGAGCCCACAGCCCAGAGAAGGUGACGUUAACCAGGCCCUACGCACCCGUGGUCACCUUCGGCAUCAAGCACUCUGACUACAUGACGCCCCUGGUGGUGGACGUGGAGUAG
Messenger RNA from Loxodonta africana (African savanna elephant), 765 nucleotides. RefSeq names its product ciliary microtubule associated protein 1A (gene CIMAP1A). Gene Ontology annotation, cellular component: cytoskeleton; outer dense fiber. The coding region runs from base 1 to 765 and encodes 254 amino acids. The transcript is spliced from 6 exons. The record is from RefSeq and is a predicted model, not a curated record. NCBI's taxonomy places the organism in Eukaryota, Metazoa, Chordata, Mammalia, Proboscidea, Elephantidae.